Messenger RNA from Portunus trituberculatus (swimming crab), 519 nucleotides. RefSeq lists its product as uncharacterized. The record is from RefSeq and is a predicted model, not a curated record. The transcript is spliced from 4 exons. The coding region runs from base 25 to 426 and encodes 133 amino acids. Lineage: Eukaryota; Metazoa; Arthropoda; Malacostraca; Decapoda; Portunidae.
CCCACGUUCCUAGUUUCUAGCAAGAUGAGGAAGUUUCUCAUACUGUCCUGUCUGAUCGCUGCUGCUCACGCGGCAGGGAUGUGUGAAUGUGGCGCCUUUGUGUCACUGCCGGACAGCGAGCUGGAGGUGAUGGCUUUCCCAAGCCAUGAGAUGGAACACUGCAAUGAUGUCAUAUGGUGCCUUGAUUACUGCAAAUUCGAGUGGGAAGUACUGACCCUUGACGGAGACUUGUGCCUCCAUACAGCUAAUAGUACAGUGGCCCAGGUUAUGUGUGACAACCUCUCAGACAAGAAUAUAAGCAACCUCGAACCUCGCUUGGUUCACCUUUUCGCUCGUAUGUGUAAUGGCCCAUGGGGCUUUGACAGCCAGACCAGCAAGCAGAAGUUGGAAUGCAAAAAUGGCAAGGCAAUAGUACGCUGUGAGUGACGUGAAGUGCCAACUUUAGACUCAGUAACUGAAUUAUCUACGUACACUUAAAACAAAGCACUCCCAAAGUGCUAAAAACUUUAUAUAUAUAUA